AUGUCUGAGUUUGAUCCUAAGAAACCCUCCGUGCCCAUAUCGUAUCCAAUCAAGACCCUGAAGGAGCUGGAAUCACGCUCCUACUUUGAGUCCUUUCACUACCCUUUUAACAAAGCUUCAGUUCCCAUCGAAAGUGGGUAUUCUGCAUCAUUACCUAAUCGUAGAAGAAUACUGGUGUGCCAUGAUAUGGCUGGAGGGUAUUUGGAUGACAAGUGGGUCCAGGGAGGCUCUAAUGCAGAUGCCUAUGCCAUAUGGCAUUGGCAUUUGAUAGAUGUGUUUGUUUACUUCUCUCACUAUCUUGUCACUCUCCCUCCUCCUUCUUGGACUAAUACAGCUCAUCGUCAUGGUGUUAAGUUCUUGAAUUUUGUCAGGGUUUUGGGGACUUUUAUCACCGAAGGUCGUGAGGGAACUGCUCUCUGUGAUGAACUGCUUGCAACAAAGGAGUCUGCCCGAAUGUAUGCAGAACACUUGGCAGAGCUUGCUGUUAAUUUAGGCUUUGAUGGGUGGCUGUUGAAUAUGGAGGUAACAUUGCCGCCAAAACAGAUUUCUAAUUUGAGAGAGUUUGUCAACCAUUUAUCAUUAACAACACAUUCUUCAGUCCCAGGAUCACUAGUGAUAUGGUAUGACAGUGUCACUAUUAACGGUGAUCUAUGGUGGCAAAAUGAACUAAAUGAAAAUAAUAAACCUUUCUUUGAUAUAUGUGAUGGGAUAUUCACAAACUAUUCAUGGCAGGAAGACUAUCCAAGUCGAUCUGCUUCUUUUGCUGGUGAUAGAAAGUUUGACGUGUACAUGGGGAUUGAUGUAUUUGGAAGGGACACAUAUGGUGGUGGACAGUGGAAUACAAACGUUGCUCUUGAUCUAAUAAGAAAAGUUGAUGUCUCUGCUGCAAUCUUUGCUCCUGGAUGGGUCUACGAGACUAAGCAAGAACCAGAUUUUGAGAUUGCACAGAAUCGUUGGUGGAGUCUGGUGGAAGAAUCUUGGGGCACAGUGCGAAAGUAUCUUAGAACACUGCCAUUCUACUCAAAUUUUGAUCAGGAAUUCCCUUUGGCAUACUUACUGGGACGCGGUUAUCAUAUUUCAGUUGAUGGAGACCAAAUAUCAGAUGCUGCUUGGUGCAAUAUUUCUUUUCAAGGUGUUCAGCCACUCCUUGAGUUUGCUGAUUCUACUGCAAAUUCUCUUCAACUUCUUGUAGACUUGAAGGAGGCAUCAUAUAGUGGAGGGGGAAAUAUUACAUUCAAAGGAUCUCUUGAAAAGGAUGCUUACUUCAAGAGGAGAAUCUUUCAAGGAGAGUUCAUUUUAAGCGAAUUGCCUAUCCACUUCUUUUAUUCUGUGAAAUCUGAUGGCAAUUCUUCUUUGGGAAUCGUGCUUGAGUUCAUUUCUACCAUGAACAAAUCGAUGUCUAUACUACUCACUUCCCAUGGAAUGGAUCAUCUGUCAAGCGCAUUUAGCAAAAUAGUCAGAACAAGUGAACAAAAGGGAAAUGCCCCUGGAUGGAUCAUACAUGAAGGUACAAUUGAAAUGAAUGGAUACGUUCUGACUGAAAUCCAUGCUUUGUGCUAUAGAUCAAAUGCUGCAUCCAAAGAACUGGGACUGAAAUCCAGACCAUUAGGUCCUGAUUAUACUGUGGCUUCCUCGACUGAUUAUUUUGCGGUUCUUGGUCAUGUCAUAGUCAAGACUUCCAACUAUAAGCCAGAGUUUCCAGUUUCUACAUCCUGGCUAGUUGAUGGUGAAUUCAUCAAUUGGAACUCUGGUCCUCAGAAUUCAAAGAUCCUUAGUGUUAAAAUCUCUUGGAAGCUGAAAGAAGGAAAGAAAUUUGUAUUUCUACACUACAAUGUGUAUGUGGAGAAACUGCCAAAGCUAGCAGAUGGUAAUCCAAGCACAACAUUAGAACAUGUGCAGGAGUAUCUUGGAGUAGCACAUGUAAACUGUUUCUAUGUUUCUGAGCUCAACGUUCCUCCUAGAAUUUCUAGUCUCAAAUUUAUCAUACAAGUCUGCGGUUUUGAUGGGACAAAUCAGAAUAUAGAAGAGUGUCCAUUCUAUCAAUUGGAGAUAAAAGGUCAAUAA
This is a messenger RNA of Sphenostylis stenocarpa, 2064 nucleotides long. Lineage: Eukaryota; Viridiplantae; Streptophyta; Magnoliopsida; Fabales; Fabaceae. The record is from the annotation of a GenBank genome assembly.